This is a messenger RNA of Penicillium brasilianum, 471 nucleotides long. Lineage: Eukaryota; Fungi; Ascomycota; Eurotiomycetes; Eurotiales; Aspergillaceae. The record is from the annotation of a GenBank genome assembly.
AUGUCGGUGGGCAAGCGGAUAGGCUUGGUCGUGAUGUUUAGUCUGGGUCUCCUUGUAUGCCUGACAAGCAUUAUCCGAAUGAGCUAUCUGAACUCCUUUCAAGUUGAUCAUACUUGGUCGAUGGUCGACGCUAUGAAUUGGUCGUGCGUGGAAGUCGCCGUCGCCAUUUUCACUGCCUGCAUCUCUUCAUUCAACACCUUGAUUACUCAUCGCUUCCCAGAGCUACAGCGGCUGUUAGGCCUUCCUAGCAGCAAGGAAGACACUUCAACCGCGUCGAAGACAUAUGGUAGUUCGAGUCGUCGAACAUAUAAUAGUAUAUCCCUUGAAGCCCGGAAAGGACUCAAAUUGGGUUCGCAUAUUGGAGAGAGUCGUGUGGAUGUGAUAACCACUCUCAACGGAUCUCAGGAGCGCAUCAUGCAUGCUGGAAUCCAGGUGACUACCGAUGUUAGCGUCAAUGACAAGAGCGUCUGA